AUGUCGUUCAACCAGGGCGGUAACUACGGCUCGGGAUACACUCCCCCCGGCGCGCCUGGCUCGUACCAGCACCCCGGCUUCGGUAACCACCCCGCUCCUCAGGGUGGGCAGCCACAGCCACAAGGCGAGGCUGCAAGCUAUUACAGCCAGGCGCCGCAGCCGCAGCAGCAUGGCGGCGAGCAGUACGGCGGUCAGCAGCAGCAGCACCAGCAGCAGAACUACCAGCAGCACCAGCAGCAGCAGAACUACCAGCAGCACCAGCAGCCGUACAACCCUCCUGCGCAGCACGCGCCCCCUCCCCAGCAGUCCAAUUCGUACGGCUCGGGCGUGGCCGGGAUGGGCCUCGCGGGUAUCGCUGGCGCCGCGGUCGGCGCCAUUGGCGGAUACGCCUCCGGCCACUCGAGCGGUGGCCAUUCGAGCGGUGGCCUCGGCAGUCUCGCUAGUUCGGUGAUGGGCGGCGGUAGCCACUCCCCCGGCAAGGACCACAAGGACAAGGACAAGAAGGACAAGGACAAGAAGGACAAGGACAAGGACAAGGACAAGGACAAGAAGGACAAGGACAAGGACAAGAAGGACAAGGACAAGGACAAGAAGGACAAGGACAAGGACAAGGACCACAAGGACAAGGACAAGAAGGACAAGGACAAGAAGGACAAGAAGGACAAGAAGAAGUAUGGGUCGCACGGGUCGGGGUCGGGCUCGGACUCUGAGGGCAGCGGCGGCAAGAAAAAGUACAAGCAGAAGAAGCGCAGUGGCUCUGGCUCGGACUCGGACUAG
Messenger RNA from Cutaneotrichosporon cavernicola, 777 nucleotides. RefSeq lists its product as uncharacterized. The record is from RefSeq and is a predicted model, not a curated record. The transcript is spliced from 2 exons. Bases 1 to 777 code for a protein of 258 amino acids. NCBI's taxonomy places the organism in Eukaryota, Fungi, Basidiomycota, Tremellomycetes, Trichosporonales, Trichosporonaceae.